Messenger RNA from Amblyraja radiata (thorny skate), 926 nucleotides. It is a transcript of the gene ssu72, whose product is annotated as SSU72 homolog, RNA polymerase II CTD phosphatase. Lineage: Eukaryota; Metazoa; Chordata; Chondrichthyes; Rajiformes; Rajidae. Gene Ontology annotation, biological process: mRNA processing. The transcript is spliced from 6 exons. Gene Ontology annotation, cellular component: nucleus. Bases 150 to 734 code for a protein of 194 amino acids. Gene Ontology annotation, molecular function: phosphoprotein phosphatase activity. The record is from RefSeq and is a predicted model, not a curated record.
AGUGGGUGGUGGCGCGGCGCCAUUUUGUUUGACCGGGCUCCGGCGGCGCGGUACCGCUUCCGGUGCUGUUCUUUGCCUUCCGUCUCUUCUCGUCUCUUCUCUCGCUCUCUGGCAGCGUCGGCGGCAGCGGCGGCGGCGAGGAAGAGGAGAUGCCCCAGCAUCCGCUGCGAGUCGCCGUCGUGUGUUCGAGCAACCAAAACCGGAGCAUGGAGGCGCACAGUAUCCUCAGCAAAAAAGGCUUCAAUGUUCGAUCGUUUGGCACGGGGAUGCAUGUGAAGCUACCAGGACCUGCUCCGGACAAGCCAAAUAUAUACGAUUUCAAAACUUCAUAUGAUCAGAUGUACAAUGAUCUCAUUAGGAAAGACAAAGAACUAUAUACACAGAAUGGAAUUCUCCACAUGUUGGACAGAAAUAAGCGGAUAAAAUCUCGACCUGAACGUUUCCAGACCUGCAAAGACCAGUUUGACCUGGUAGUGACGUGUGAAGAGCGAGUGUACGAUCAGGUGCUUGAAGAUCUGAACUCAAGAGACCAGGAGACAUUCCAGUCAGUGCAUGUCAUAAACGUGGACAUUCAGGAUAAUCACGAAGAGGCCACAAUCGGUGCUUUCCUCAUUUGUGAACUGUGCCAAUGUAUUCAGCGUACCGAGGACAUGGAGAACGAGAUUGACGAGCUGAUCCAGGAGCUGGAGGAGAAGAGCAGCCGGACUUUCCUUCACACCGUCUGCUUCUACUGAGGGGGAGGGGAGGGACAGGGGGGGGGCCUCGGUCGCUGCAGUGCUGAUCUGUAUAUAAUUUAUAGUCUAUUUUAAGUUGGAGUCGCUGCUCGGCGCGGGUCCUGCAAUGAGUCUCCGGGAGAAGCAGCCUGGCUGGCGUUGGCGCAGAGUGUGUCUCACCUGAAACUUCAUUAAAAAAAACCCAGAGCCGGA